Uranotaenia lowii is the source of this 2840-nucleotide messenger RNA. RefSeq names its product chitin deacetylase 1 (gene verm). Lineage: Eukaryota; Metazoa; Arthropoda; Insecta; Diptera; Culicidae. The record is from RefSeq and is a predicted model, not a curated record. The coding region runs from base 427 to 2058 and encodes 543 amino acids. Gene Ontology annotation, cellular component: extracellular region. Gene Ontology annotation, molecular function: chitin binding; protein binding. The transcript is spliced from 5 exons. Gene Ontology annotation, biological process: carbohydrate metabolic process.
UUUUAGUGCACUGUCGGACAUUCUCGGGCCCGCCGUGCUCCAGAGUGAGACUCCCAGAGCCCAGUGUUUGGUUGAAGCAUCGUCGUUUUUUUUUUGUUUUGGUGUGCGGUGCCCAAAAGGAGAGUUCCUGGUGCGAUUGCCCUUGCAUAUCCCACCCUCCCCCAAAGAGUGGUGCAGAGAAGCGAGAAGCACCGAAGCCGAAGUGUAGUCGCAGUAGUAGUAGUAGUAGUAGUAGGGGGGAGAGUAGUAGGUGGCCAACGCCUUGUGGGAGCUCUAAGAGACUCUAGAGUGGUCCGGAGAGGGGGUGUGUAGUUUUUUUCCGACGGGUAGGAAGUGUGAGCCCGUGUAUAGGUCCUCUUGAAGCGCGGACCUCUGGAAGUUGGAAACAGUCUUGUGCUGACAGUGGCACAGUGAAGGUGCAACAACAUGGCAAGUGUGAUAAAGGUGCUCGGUGUCUUGUGCUUAGUGGUAGCAAUUGCUUCCGCUGAGUACAACCGGGUCAAGCGGCAGGAUGACGACAACGAAUCGGAUUCGGAGAACAUCGAAGAGCUCUGCAAGGACCGGCCGGCUGACGAGUACUUCCGGCUCAGUACCGAGGGCGAUUGCCGUGAAGUCGUGAGGUGCGAUAAUGCUGGUGAAAACGGCAUCACUAGGCUGGCACGUGUCCGUUGCCCAACCGGGUUAUACUUUGACGUGUAUCGUCAAACCUGCGAUUGGAAAACGAAUGUUAAAAAUUGUGAAGAAUUAGGAAAACCCCGCAAGGUGCUACCCAUUCUGAAGACCGAUGAACCCAUCUGUCCAGAGGGUAAACUGUCCUGCGGAAAUGGCGAAUGUGUCGACAAGGAGCUGUUCUGUAACGGCAAACCUGACUGCAAGGAUGAAUCGGACGAAAACGCUUGUACCGUCGAUCAGGAUCCGAACCGCGCCCCGGAUUGUGACACCACCCAGUGUGUGCUGCCCGAUUGUUUCUGUUCCGCUGACGGAACUCGGAUCCCCGGAGGUAUCGAACCCCAGCAGGUACCUCAGAUGAUCACCAUCACCUUCAACGGUGCUAUCAACGUAGACAAUAUCGAUCUGUACGAGGAUAUCUUCAACGGCCAGCGACAGAACCCCAACGGUUGUCAGAUUCGUGGUACAUACUUUGUGUCGCACAAAUACACCAACUACUCCGCCGUGCAGGAUCUGCAUCGCAAGGGUCAUGAGAUCUCGGUCUUCUCGCUGACUCACAAGGAUGAUCCAAACUACUGGAGCGGUGGUACCUACGACGAUUGGCUAGCCGAAAUGGCCGGAGCUCGUUUGAUCAUCGAGCGAUUCGCUAAUAUCACUGAUGGUUCAAUCAUCGGAGUCCGUGCCCCGUAUCUGCGAGUUGGUGGUAACAAACAAUUCGAAAUGAUGGCCGAUCAAUUCUUCGUCUACGAUGCCUCCAUUACGGCUUCCCUCGGACGUGUUCCAAUCUGGCCGUACACUCUGUACUUCCGUAUGCCACACAAAUGUAACGGCAACGCCCACAACUGUCCAUCGCGUAGCCAUCCAGUCUGGGAAAUGGUCAUGAACGAACUCGAUCGUCGAGAUGAUCCCACCUUCGACGAGUCGCUGCCUGGUUGUCACAUGGUUGACUCCUGCUCCAACAUCCAAUCCGGUGAACAGUUCGGACGUCUUCUGCGUCACAACUUCAACCGUCACUACAAUAGCAACCGUGCCCCUCUGGGUCUCCACUUCCACGCUUCCUGGUUGAAAUCUAAGAAGGAAUACCGCGAGGAGCUUAUCAAGUUCAUCGAAGAAAUGCUGGGCCGUAACGAUGUCUUCUUCGUGACCAUGCUGCAGGUUAUCCAAUGGAUGCAAAACCCAACUGAACUGAACGCCCUGCGAGACUUCCAAGAGUGGAAGGAAAAGUGUGACGUCAAGGGACAACCCUACUGUUCCCUGCCCAAUGCCUGCCCACUGACCACUCGCGAACUGCCAGGCGAAACUCUGCGUCUCUUCACCUGUAUGGAGUGCCCCAACAACUACCCAUGGAUCCUGGACCCAACUGGUGAUGGUUUCACGACCAAGAAGUAAAACCACACGGAACGCACUUCCACUAGUGGCUCCAAUCCACCGAAAGUCUGAUUUGUAGUUGUUUGAAGAGAUUUACAACGUAAGAAAUGGCAACCUCAACUGAGCUUCCGUUGAAUCCCAACUCCUUCUCAACCCCAACCCCAACAUUCAACGAAGCAGAGGAAUCUGUUGUAAAUAAUUAUAACUUCCUACACUUUUUAUCCCAACUCCCACAAAACCCUACAAUUGUUCCUCGCCCUUCCCAACAAAACGAACAAAAAUGUCUCCAAAACAUCCAGAUCACUUUAUUGGUAACUUCGCAAACGUUACCCCCAACUCAAAACGAAACAAAAACAAAAAAUGAAAAUCGUGAUAAAUUCGUAUAUCGUUACGUUGUUUCCAUCGCCGCACCAACGGUAGAAAAAGAGAAAGAUUUAAACAAAAAAAAACGAAGGACACCACUGGUCCCAAAACGAAAGGUGGUUCCGAUUUUGCGGUACCCCCGUUAAACCAGUCGCUGGACACAUUGCUGCUUUAAUAAUAGAACAGAGAGCGCGUGUUUCCAUAAUUUUAUUUUAAAGUAUGUUUUUAUUUAAAGAAAAAAAAACCGGGAGCAACCGUGCCAUCGUUGCAUUGGUGGCCGUUCGUUGGUGGAAUUGAUUUAGAGAAUGAUAUCCAAUUUCCUACAAAUGGUGUGUAGUCGCCACACCGAAACACGCGCAGUUAAAGUGCUCCUUUAUUAGCGUGAGAGAGAGAGAGAUGAAUAUGUGGUAUGAAAAUAAAUUUUUAAAAAAAUCUCUUAA